AAUCUUGGAGUCGUCCCUGAUUUCAUGGUAAUUCCUACCAAAUAGAGUGAGUGAAUGAUCAAACAUGGACAGAAAGGAUACUGAGGCUCUAGAGGAAGUGGACACACUUUUAAGUAAGUAGCCAUAAGAAGCAUUCUGCCCCUUUCCUAGCUGGCUCUGGUGAGAGGAAGAGCAUCUCUUGGAUUUCAACUCAAGAGGAGGCAGAGUUCUGGCUACCAGAUUCCGACUAGCCAUUCUGAAUACUCCAAGAAGCCAGGCCUUGUGACUUCCUUGGGAAGCUUUGCCUCCUUCCCCCCACUACAAUGGUCUGCUAGUGUCCUGGGGCCACCUGGGCUUGUGAUCCUCAGCCUGCCUUGCGGAUAGAGGGGAUCUGGUGGGAACAGCUGUCUUUCCUGCAGGAGAAGGGCAGCAGUGACUGUGAGAAAAAGGUGCCCAAGUUCAGAGCAGCAGAGACCAACAAAGGCUGUGUAAUGAAGAUGUCAUCAGUAAAGGGCGGGGCAGAAGGCAAGGUUACUAAGGAACAGGUGCCAAGGGACUCUCAUAUGCUUCACACCUUUGAAUAAGGUGGAUUGCUUUUCCCUUGGUAGUUUGAUCUACUGCUUACAAAAAACCCUGACCCCUCCCCGCCCGCUACCAAAAUGAGCCUUUGGCUUAUACUGCUGUUGCAGUUAGUACAGGCAACACCUCCUCAGGAGUGGGACCAGAACUUGGUCCAGCUGACUCCUGAGGCCUGGUCUACCCAAUCUAUGGGUAGACUAGAUGAGUUGCUCAGUGCGCUGACAACUGAAACAGACCCCAGUGGCUUUGAUGACCUGGGGUCUACAAAUGUUCUAGAUGACAAUGUCGUCUAUCCUGGUGGCUUCCCGAUGGAAUUAGAGGAACACCCAGGUGAGCUCCUGGAGCCCUUUGAUGGGGCAGAACCAUCUGAACUUCAGCCAGAGGACAUACCUCAAAGCCCCGAGACUCUUGAGGAGGGCCAGCCUUCGUUGCUCCAAAAAGAAGGCCUAGCCCAGGUUCCACAGCCUCUCAAGGAGACUACACCUUCUCCAAUGCUGCAGGGGUCUCCAAUUCAGAUCUCUGCUGCUGAAGAAGCUGUCCGGCAGCUUGUUCAAAACGAGAUCAGUGUUCCACGUCCACCGCUGCAAUCUACUUUGCCAAGCAUCACAGGGAGGCCAGCGGAUGUGAUGCUCACAAUUACGCUACAGCCAGGUGGUGAAGUUCAAAGUACUCUGGGCCAGCUGCAGGCCCCAGUUCAGCCUGCAGGGAUCUCGCAAGGGGAAUCCCCUCCCUCAAUCCCACAAGAGGCUCCAGCUCAGACUCCAGGCCCUUCUGUAGACCUAGAGCCUUUCCCGAGUAAUCAAGAGGAGUCUGCUCAGUAUGCUGAGCCUUCAGUGGAGGUGGAACCUCUAGGCCAGCAGGUGGCCCCAAUUCCUCCCGCUCCAGGCCCAUCUGUGGGAACAGAAUCUCUUCCAGGCCACCAGGUGACCCCAGCUCAGAGUGCACGUCCUUCUGUGGAGGUCACAUCUCCUCCCACCCAGCUGGAACAGCCAACUCAGGAUGCUGAGCCUUCGUUGGAGGCAGAACCUUCUCCAGGCCAGCAGGAACAGUUUGCUCAGCCAUCCGAGUCCAUUGGACCUGCUGAAUCUCCUAAAGGCCAGCCUGGGGAGGACACAGUUCAGCCUCCAGAGCACCAGGAGGAAAUAUUCGUAGCUUCAGCUCACCACCACUGGCAACAACACAUGGACUUACCCAACCGGAGCCAGACUCAACAAGUCACAGGCAAUCCUCUCAAUUUAUCUACAGAGGUCAAGCCUACAACUAUUUCGGUUACUCUAACUCGGCCACCAGAGCCAACUAGUGAUAUAGUAACUGUAGCAACAUCAACCGGAGUCACGGGUCAGCCUUCAGAUUCCCGAGUCACGGGUCAGCCUUCAGAGUUGGAGCCUAUCAAAGCUCCAGUCCCUGCUCCAGAGGUUGGCCCUUCUAAAAUCCUGAAGACUACAGCUCCACCUGCAGGGCAGUUUCCAACUUUGUAUCCUGAAGUCAAGGCUGCUGAGUAUGCUACCCGGCUAACUACUUUCAUUGAGUCAAAAGAAAGCACCCCCAACAGCACGGACAUCUGCGAGCUCUGUACCUGCAAAAAUGGAAUGCUGUCAUGUACCAAUCUCAGCCCGUGGCAGAAGCUCCACCAAGUGCCUGUGCCAGGAUCCUUCAGUGCCCACAAUGACACCUUCACCAUCUUAAAUUUCCAAGGGAACGCUAUAUCCUACAUUGACAAAAAUGUAUGGAAAGCAUAUCGCUGGGCUGAGACUUUGAUUCUCAGUGAAAAUUAUUUGACUGAAUUACAUAAGGAUUCAUUUGAAGGCUUGCUAUUCCUGCAGCACUUGGAUUUAUCCUGUAAUAAACUAAAAUUUAUUGAAAGGAGUACAUUUGAAUCACUCCCCUUUUUGACAUCUAUAAAUCUUGGUUGCAAUUUACUCACAGAAGUGAGUUUUGGCACAUUUCAGGCAUGGCAUGGAAUGCAUUUUUUGCAUGUGAUAAAUCUUGAUCAGAAUCCAUUGACAACUGUCGAAGAUCCCUAUCUUUUUAAUUUGCCAGCAUUAAAAUAUCUAGACCUCGGAAGAACACUGGUGUCAAUCAGCACAGUUGAGAACAUCCUCAUGAAGUCUCUCGAACUGGAAAAACUGAUCUUACCGAACUCCAUGGCCUGCUGCCUCUGCCAAUUUAAAAAGGAUAUUGAGGCUGUCUGCAAGACAGUCAAGCUGCACUGUUGCAGUGAGUGUCUGACAAACACUCAAUCUUGUGGUGAGUCUCAAAUGCCUGAACCAACGACGGGGAAUCCCAAAGCGGAAUUCCUGAAGAUACUGCAGGCCCGGAAGAGGAACACUAGCACGAAAUUGUAAACAGAGAAUUCAGAGAAACAUAAGUUUGGCAUUCUAGACUCUACAAGUGAGCGACUAGACUUAAAUGAAAAAGAUGUUAUCAGUUCACUAAAUUACGUAUUGCCUUAUUUCUCAGGCAGCAGUGUAGAAGACAUAGAGUCAGUGUUACUACCCUACAUUAAAUUGUUCUUUUCCAGUCCACAAGAAGAUAGAUCUGUGGAUCACUUGAAAACCAAUCCAAAAGACUUGUCUUUAAAAUCAAAUGAACGUAAAAUGAGAAAGAUCCACUUUCUGAAAAAUUUGAUAAACUACAAAAUUCAACAAAAAAUUGAUGACAUUAAAAAAACACAAAAAGCUGCCAUGCUGAUGCAGCAGGAGACAAUCAGGAGGAGAGAGAACGCGCGCCCCCUUGUGGAGGGCACCGUGCAAGGCCGGCUGGGGAGCGCAGGAGCCAGGGAGCAGGAGGAGCUUCAUGUGGCCCAGAGGCCCUGGCACCUGGUGGCCAACUCCUUCUACCCAGAGCCCCCACUCACAGAGGAGCACAAUGCCAGGGACGCCUCUUCCCUGAAGAGGUACAUCGUGGGCAGGCCAUCUGCUGCAGCCCGUGCAAAGUCUCUCUCUGAACCAGAAAAAAUAGCAAAAAUUAGGACAAAAAAGACAGAGGCAGCAGAACCAAGUUUAUAUGAUGGAGUGAAUUACCGCUUAAUUGAUCCUCAUGCUGUCUUCAGAACAUCUAAGACCAAAGUGGGAGCAGAACCAGAGUCCAGAGGGAAUUACCACCUGAAUAAUAUUGAUCUCUCUCCAGUGUUCAAAACCAAACGGAGACUGAAGAUGAAAAGGAAAAAUCCCAUCAACACAUGGAGCUCUGUAAAGAGGCCUGCGUUCCUUGCCCUACAAAGUCUCAUUGAUUCCCCUCCCCGAGAGCCUUCUCCCUCUUCUGGAGACUCGAGUUCUCAGGAUUUUCCUUCUCCGAAAGCGAUGGCUCUUCCAGUACCACAUGCAGAAGAUAUUCUUGAAGCCAGCCUUGCUGCAGCAAAUAACUUAGGAAACACUGUGCCAGAAGAAUCUCCCCCUGCCAGCACAGCCCAGGGGCAUCCAUUGGCCACUGGUUCCCCUGAGAUUGCCCCCACUGAGAAAAUGCAAUGGGGGAACCCUAACAUGGGCAGGGACAUCCCCUCCAUGCCUACAGGCAGUACUUACCCCUUGCAGUCAUCCCCAGGGCACCAACUGAACCAGCAGCUUCGGUCCCUCAUCCCCAAUAAUGACGUGAGAAACUUUAUUUUAAUAGUUAUCAGGACUCUGCAGAUGGACUGUGCGGACCCCCAGGUGCAGCUGUCCUGUGCCAAGCUCAUCUCCAAAACGGGCUUCCUCAUGAAGCUCCUCAGUGAGCAGCAGCAAGUGAAGGCCAAGGCAGAAUGGGACACAGCCCGCUGGAAAGAAGAGGACUACAUCAGCGAGAGCCCAGGAGGCCAGACUGAUGCAGGAAUGAUCGAGCCAAGUGAGCUCAAAGAAGUCCCAAGAUACAAAAUACUCAUCAUGGCAAUAUCUGUCACUGUAGCUGUGAUGAUCUUAAUAACGGGAGCCUGUCUCGUUGGGAUUUACUCUCACAGGGCAAGAGCCGACGCCGAGGAGGAGGACAUAGGAAAAGGUCUAAGCAUGAGCGAAGGCCCGGGCGAGAUGGCGGCCGCUGAGUCGACUGCCGAAGGAGAAAGCGAAGCCCCUGAGGAGGUGCUCACCGAGUAAGCCCUUUUGCUGGGGCUGCCUCCAUUUAUAAAAGCACUUCCCUUCUAAUAUUCGUGUGUGUGGUAUUCAUAAGCCAUCCCAGCCAAGAUGAUAAGAAAUGAAAGUCUAAGUUUUAUACAAAUCACAAGGCCACAGGCAAGAAAGGCUGGUCUGCAUCUAGAAGCCUCCGAGGUAGAAAAAUCCUCCCGUGGCGGCACCAUGGGCACAGGACGAACAGGGGUCCCACCACAUGCCCCCAACAGUCAGGUUCUAGGACAUGAACAUGUCAAACACCGGGCAUUCCAGUGCCUUCUCCCCUGGCUUAUUAAGAACCAGUCAUUUACCACAGAGGACCUGCCACACUGGC
Messenger RNA from Ochotona curzoniae (black-lipped pika), 4971 nucleotides. RefSeq names its product leucine-rich repeat-containing protein 37B-like. The record is from RefSeq and is a predicted model, not a curated record. Lineage: Eukaryota; Metazoa; Chordata; Mammalia; Lagomorpha; Ochotonidae. Gene Ontology annotation, molecular function: protein binding.